Messenger RNA from Salvelinus namaycush (lake trout), 2386 nucleotides. RefSeq names its product NLR family CARD domain-containing protein 3-like. Bases 13 to 2100 code for a protein of 695 amino acids. The transcript has 4 exons. Lineage: Eukaryota; Metazoa; Chordata; Actinopteri; Salmoniformes; Salmonidae. Gene Ontology annotation, molecular function: protein binding. The record is from RefSeq and is a predicted model, not a curated record.
AUCCAGGAGAAAAUGAAAUCCUACUUGAAGAAUAGGACAUGUUCUUUAUUUGAGGGCAUUGAAGAUGCAGGAAAAACGACACCUCUUAACAACAUCUACACAGAGCUCUACAUCACACAAGGUGGAAGUGGAGAGGUCAAUUCUGAACAUGAGGUGAGACAGAUUGAGACAGCAUGCAGGUUUCCAGUAGAACAAGAGACAUCAAUCCAACUCAAUGACAUCUUCAAACCCUUACCUGGACAAGACAAGCCUAUCAGAACAGUGCUGACAAGGGGAGUUGCUGGCAUUGGAAAAACAGUGUCUGUGCUGAAGUUCAUGUUGGACUGGGCUGAAGGAAAAGCAAACCAAGACAUCCAGAUCAUCUUCCCACUUCCUUUUCGGGAUCUGAACUUGAUGAGAGAGAAAAAUCUAAGUCUGAUAGAACUACUUCAUCACUCCUUUAUAGAAACAAAAGAAUCAGAAAUCUCAGAAAACGAAAAUAUUGUGUUUGUUUUUGAUGGUCUGGAUGAAUGUCGCCUUCCUCUGGACUUCCAGAAUAAUAAGAUCUGCUGUGAUGUCACAGAGUCAACUUCAGUGGAUGUUCUUCUGACAAACCUCAUCAAAGGGAAUCUGCUUCCCUCUGCUCACAUUUGGAUAACCACCCGACCUGCAGCAGCCAAUCAGAUCCCUCCUGAGUGUGUUGACCAGGUGACAGAGGUACGAGGGUUCAAUGACCUACAGAAGGAGGAAUACUUCAGGAAGGUAAUCGCUGAGGAGGACCUGGCCAGCAGAAUCAUCUCACACAUAAAGACAUCAAGGAGCCUCCACAUCAUGUGCCACAUUCCAGUCUUCUGUUGGAUUUCAGCCACUGUCCUAGAGAGACUAUUGGUUGAAGCAGAGAGUCGAGAGAUCCCCAAGAAUCUAACUCAAAUGUACGCUCACCUCAUGAUCUUCCAGUCAAAACUGAGGAGUCAGAACUAUCCUGUAGAGCAUGCCAACGAUUCUCACUGGGAUAAAGAGAUGAUUCUGGCACUGGGAAAAUUGGCUUUUCAACAGCUAGAAAAAGGCCAUCUGAUAUUCUAUGAGGAAGACCUGAGAGAGUGUGGCAUUGACAUCAAGGACGCGUCUGUGUACUCGGGAGUGUGCACUCAGAUCUUCAGAGAAGAGUCUGGGCUUAACCAGAUAAAGGUGUACUGCUUUGUACAUCUGAGUAUCCAGGAGUUUCUGGCUGCACUAUAUGUGUUCCUCAUGUUCACUAACGACAACAACAAUCUGAUGGCUAAAGAGAGAUCCCUCCGCAACAAAAACAGUCUAUAUGAAGAUGCAGUGGACAAGGCCUUGCAGGUUGAAAAUGGCCAUCUGGACCUUUUCCUCCGCUUCCUUCUAGGCCUUUCACAUGAGUCCAAUCAGCAUCUCCUACAAGGCCUACUGACACCAACAGGAAGCAGAUCACAGAGCAACAAGGAAACAGUCAAGUACAUCAAGGAGAAGAUCAUAAAGAAACUCCCUCUGGAGAGAUGCAUCAAUCUGUUCCACUGUCUGAAUGAACUGAAUGACCAUUCUCUAGUGGAGGAGAUCCAAAGCUACCUGAGAUCAGGAAGUCUCUCAAAAUCUAAACUCUCAUCUCAACAAUGGUCAGCUCUGGUCUUCAUGUUGCUGACCUCCGAGAAGCUGGAUGUGUUUGACCUGAAGAAAUACAUCAGAUCAGAUGCAUCUCUUCUCAAACUUCUCCCAGUUGUCAGAUCCUCUAGAACGGCCCUGCUGAACGAAUGUAAACUCACCAAGAAAAGCUGUGAGGCAUUAGCUUCUGUUCUCAAAUCAAACUCUUGCUGUCUGAGACUGCUGGACAUGAGUGGCAAUAAACUUCAGGAUUCAGGAGUGAAGCUGCUCUCUGCUGGACUGGAGGAUCCACACUGUAAACUGGAGACAUUGAAGCUGGCAGGCUGCAGCAUCACAGAGAAAGGCUGUGCUUCUCUUGCUUCAGCUCUGAGGUCAAACCCCUCCCACCUGAAGGAGCUGGACCUGAGUGGAAAUACUCCAGGAGACUCUGGAGUAAAGCUGCUCUCUUCUGUACAAGAGGAUCCCCUCUAUAAACUGGAGACACUGAGGUUAAAUGAUUGACAGCUCACAGAGUCAGUGAAGGAAUGGCCUCAGCUCCAAGUCCUUGGUUGUGGUAGUGCCCUGCAGUUAAAUGUUUUUCAAACAGUUACUAAAUUAAUUUCAAAGUGCAAGAAUGUAAAUAUUCAAUGCUUCGAAUCAAUGAUAAUAGCUCCUUGAAUCUCUCAAUCAAUCAGAGAGCCCUGGCGAAGUGGUGCUAGGAAAAUAACCUCAACAAACACGUCACCGGGGGCACACUGCCUGCCCUCCAGGACAUCUACAGCACCCGGUGUCACAGGAAGGCCAAGAA